Molecule: messenger RNA, 3006 nt
Organism: Salvelinus fontinalis (brook trout)
Lineage: Eukaryota; Metazoa; Chordata; Actinopteri; Salmoniformes; Salmonidae
Product: microfibril-associated glycoprotein 4-like
Exons: 4
Coding region: 983-1870 (295 amino acids)
Biological process (GO): elastic fiber assembly
Source: RefSeq, a predicted model, not a curated record
CACACACACACACAGACACAUAAAGACAACCAGACUGGUGUGUGGUUCCCACCACGUCUAGUUUAGACCAGGUAGUGCAGCCUUGUUAGGGGCUAUAAGACAGAUAGACAGGUGUGUGGUUCCCACCACGUCUGGUUUAGACCAGGUAGUGCAGCCUUGUUAGGGGCUAUAAGACAGAUAGACAGGUGUGUCGUUCCCACCACGUCUAGUUUAGACCAGGUAGUGCAGCCUUGUUAGGGGCUAUAAGACAGAUAGACAGGUGUGUGAUUCCCACCAUAUCUAGUUUAGACCAGGUAGUGCAGCCUUGUUAGGGGCUAUAAGACAGAUAGACAGGUGUGUGAUUCCCACCAUAUCUAGUUUAGGCCAGGUAGUACAGCCUUGUUAGGGGCUAUAAGACAGACAGACACACAGCACAGUCCACCACUACCCACUCUUCAGGAUGAAGGUAUGACUUUACUAUUAACACUAAUAUGAUAUGUACCAUAUCCAUGCAAAGUAAGUGGAUAAUUCAAAACAUUUUACUGUACCGUUUUAAAAGUUGCCUGAAUGUUCUGUGAGGUUAUGUGUGGGUCUAAAGUUAUCUGAAUGUUAUGAGAGGUUACGUGUGGGUCUAAAGUUGUCUGAAUGUUAUGUGAGGUUAUGUGUGGGUCUAAAGUUGUCUGAAUGUUAUGUGAGGUUAUGUGUGGGUCUAAAGUUGUUUGAAUGUUAUGAGAGGUUAUGUGUGAGUCUAAAGUUGUCUGAAUGUUAUGAGAGGUUACGUGUGGGUCUAAAGUUAUCUGAAUGUUAUGUGAGGUUAUGUGUGGGUAUAAAGUUAUCUGAAUAUUAUGUGAGGUUACGUGUGGGUCUAAAGUUGUCUGAAUGUUAUGAGAGGUUACAUGUGGAUCUAAAGUUGUCUGGGAUGUUAUGAGAGGUUAUGUGUGGAUCUAAAGUUAUCUGAAUGUUAUGAGAGGUUACAUGUGGAUCUAAAGUUGUCUGGGAUGUUAUGAGAGGUUAUGUGUGUAUCUCUACUCUGGGUUGUUUUGCUGCAUGUACUGCACUGAUAGCGUUGAACAGUGAAGUAAAUGUUGUUUUAAUGUUUUUUUUAAUGUUGUUUGAAUGUUGUGUGAAUGUUUUCACUGUCUCUGUCUCCCAGGUCUUUUUGCUCCUGUCUCUGCUGGCUCCUGUAGCCGUCCUCUCUCAGUUCUACCUCCCUCAGGACUGUGAUGACAUCUAUCAACAUGACAACACCACACCCAGUGGGGUGUACACCAUCUACCCUGGAGGUCCCACCACCCCCUUACAUGUCUACUGUGACAUGAACACGGAUGGAGGGAGGUGGACUGUGUUCCAGAGGAGAAUGGAUGGAACAGAGAAUUUCUACAGACCCUGGGCACACUACAAAUCUGGCUUUGGGAAUGUGGCUGGAGAGUACUGGCUGGGUCUGGACAACAUCUUCCUCCUGACGAUGAGGAAGAAGAAUGAGCUGAGAGUGGACAUGGAGGACUUUGAGGGAGGGAAAGUUUAUGCUAAAUACACGUCCUUCUCCAUUGAUCCUGAGAACUACGGAUACACACUGAGACUGGGCAGUUAUGUAGACGGAGGGGCAGGGGACUCCAUGUCGCAUAGCAAUGGCAUGAAGUUCAGCACCUACGACAAAGACCAGGAUACCUGGGGAGACCACUGUGCCAGGCGCCACCUGGGUGGAUUCUGGUACGGUGCCUGUACGCAUGCUAACCCUAACGCCCUGUACGCCCCACAUCAGGGAACUUCUUUCACUCAUGUGCCUGUUUAUUGGCAGCACUGGAAAGGGGUAAACUACUCUCUGAAAAGCAUUUCCUUUAAGAUCAGGGCUGUCUCUGAUGCUGUGGCUGUCCAGGAGCAACACACCUGACUCUAUCAGUCCUGACCUAAUGUCACCAUCUCUAAAUGACUACACAAAUACAAUAUGGAGGAGGGGGCACCAGAGCUAGCCAGACAGACACUGACACCUAGAGAACAAUAUGAUCACUACGUCAUCACUAUAACACUGACACCUAGAGAACAAUACAUCAUCACUAUAACACUAACACCUAGAGAACAAUACGGUCACUUCAUCAUCACUAUUAUUGUCAUCUUGGAUGUUAGUGUUUCAUGUUAUAACAGCAUGAUGGGCUCUCUGUCUCUUAUAUGGUCACUACAUCAUCACUAUUAUUGUCAUCUUGGAUGUUAGUGUUUCAUGUUAUAACAGCACGAUGGGCUCUCUGUCUCUUAUAUGGUCACUACAUCAUCACUAUUAUUAUCAUCUUGGAUGUUAGUGUUUCAUGUUAUAACAGCAUGACGGGCUCUCUGUCUCUUAUAUGGUCACUACAUCAUCACUAUUAUUAUCAUCUUGGAUGUUAGUGUUUCAUGUUAUAACAGCACGAUGGGCUCUCUGUCUCUUAUAUGGUCACUACAUCAUCACUAUUAGUAUCAUCUUGGAUGUUGGUGUUCCAUGUUAUAACAGCAUGAUGGGCUCUCUGUCUCUUAUAUGGUCACUACAUCAUCACUAUUAUUAUCAUCUUGGAUGUUAAAGUAGUGUUUCAUGUUAUAACAGCACGAUGGGCUCUCUGUCUCUUGAUUCCACUGUUACUUGACUCAAAUAAUAACUAAAGCAUUUCAAAGACAAAUUCACUGCAUUCUGUCUUUUUAUUUACUGUAUGUACGCAUGCAUUUAUUUAUUAUAAUCAAUCAGUAUGGAUGGCUGAAUGUGUCAAAGUCAAGGUUGUAACAUGAUCUUAGAGUUUUCAUUGCAAAAUGGUUGUGUGCAUCCAUUAUCAUCUUCAUCAUCAUCAUAUUCAUCAUCAUCAUAUUCAUCAUCAUCAUAUUCAUCAUCAUCAUAUUCAUCAUCAUAUUCAUGAUCAUCAUCAUCAUCAUCAUCAUCAUCAUCAUCAUCAUCAUCAUCAUCAUAUUCAUCAUCAUCAUCAUCAUAUUCAUCAUAUUCACCAUCAUCAUAUUCAUCAUAUUCAUCAUCAUCAUCAUCAUCAUCAUCAUCAUAUUCAUAUUCAUCAU